AUGGCCACCUGCUGGCAGGGCCUGUGGGCCUAUCGCUUCUACCUGAUUGUAUUCUUCCUACCCAUUUUCCUGCUGCCUCUGCCCAUCCUCGUCCCAACGAAGGAAGCCUAUUGCGCCUACACCAUCAUCCUCAUGGCGCUCUUCUGGUGCACCGAAGCGCUGCCGCUGGCCGUCACUGCCUUCCUCCCCAUCAUCAUGUUCCCCAUGAUGGGCGUAAUGACUGCUUCCACGGUCAGCCUUGAGUACCUGAAAGAUACCAACAUCCUAUUCAUUGGGGGGAUGAUGGUGGCCCUCGCCGUGGAGAACUGGAAUCUGCACAAACGCAUUGCCCUCUGCGUGCUCCUCAUCAUCGGGGUGCGGCCCGCCCUGCUGAUCCUGGGCUUCAUGUUGGUUACGGCCUUCUUGUCCAUGUGGAUCAGCAACACGGCCACCACCGCCAUGAUGGUGCCCAUCGCCCAUGCCGUUCUGGAGCAGCUGCACAAGAUGCCCACAGACAGGGAUGUUGAGGAGGGCAGGAACAACCCCGCCUUUGAACUCCAGGAACAGAAGGAAGAGACCAAGCUUGACGAGAAAGACAACAAGCAGGAUCGCCCUGCUCCACCGACUCCUUCGGAGUCCAAGACACAGCAGAACAAGGAGCAGCUCCGCUUCAGCCAGGGCCUGAGCCUGUGUGUGUGCUAUUCGGCCAGCAUCGGGGGCAUCGCCACCCUGACCGGCACCACCCCCAACCUGGUGCUGCAAGGCCAGGUCAACUCGAUCUUCCCCCAAAAUGGCAACGUGGUGAACUUCGCCUCCUGGUUCGGCUGUGCCUUCCCUGCCAUGAUCAUCUUACUGCUGCUUUCCUGGGUGUGGCUACAGAUCCUCUUCUUAGGAUUCGACUUCCGGAAGAACUUUGGCUUGGGGGACCAGAACAGGGAUCAGGAGCGAGCAGCUUUCGAAGUCAUCCAGAGAGAGCACAAGCUGCUGGGCCCCAUGAACUUCGCGGAAAAGGCUGUCACCUUCCUCUUUGUCUUGUUGGUGGUGCUCUGGUUCACUCGGGAGCCAGGCUUUUUCACAGGCUGGGGUAACCUGGCUUUUUCUGAUGAGAAUGGAAAGAGCAUGACAUCCGAUGGGACAGUAGCCAUCUUAAUCGCUGUAAUUAUGUUCAUCAUGCCCUCCAAGAUCCCAGGGCUGACUCAGAAACCAGGAAACCCAGGGAAGCUGAAGGCCCCUCCUGCCCUCCUCACCUGGGAUAUAGUAAAAAAGAAAAUGCCUUGGAAUAUCGUGAUCCUUCUGGGUGGUGGCUUUGCCCUGGCCAAGGGCAGUGAGGAAUCGGGCCUGUCGAAGUGGCUGGGGGAUAAGCUGACUCCACUGGAGAGUGUGCCACCUGCUGCCAUCGUCUUUAUCAUCUGCCUCCUGAUUGCCAUCUUCACUGAGUGCACCAGCAACGUGGCCACCACGACACUCUUCCUGCCCAUCCUGGCCUCCAUGUCGCAGGCCAUCUGCAUCCACCCUCUCUACGUCAUGCUCCCCUGCACCCUUGCCAGUUCCCUGGCCUUCAUGCUGCCCGUGGCCACCCCGCCCAAUGCCAUCGCCUUCUCAUUUGGAGGCCUCAGAGUGACAGACAUGGCCCGAGCGGGAUUCAUGCUCAACAUCAUCGGGGUUCUGGUCAUCACGCUGGCCAUCAACAGCUGGAGCAUCCCCAUGUUCGACCUGCACAACUUCCCCUCCUGGGCCCAGUCCAACACCACAGGCCUCUGCGGGGUCAGCCAGGCAAACGUCACAACAUCUAGCCCCUAG
This is a messenger RNA of Rangifer tarandus platyrhynchus (Svalbard reindeer), 1779 nucleotides long. Lineage: Eukaryota; Metazoa; Chordata; Mammalia; Artiodactyla; Cervidae. The record is from the annotation of a GenBank genome assembly.